AACCUUGAUUAACACACACACAUACCCUGUCAGCUAGCCAAUUACGUAGCGUGAGCGCGAGACGGUCGCGACCAUCUGCUUGUAAACCUGAGUGUAAACUGCGCUUGAAGGAUGUCCUUCUUCUUCAGUCGGAGUCGGAAGACUCGAAAGCCCGUGCAACCGGUGCAGAGGCUCUGCGGCCUGUGUUUUGCGAUGUUCGUCCUGUUCCAGACGCCACUCUUCACCAUGCCGGUGGAGAAGGAGGGCGGUCGCGUUGCCGACGUGCCCAUGUCGGCCGCCGAGGUGGCGGCAAUCGGUGUGUUGGCAUACAGCCCUGACUACGCACAGGCGACGCAGCUGGCGCUCGUGCCAGGCGCCUGGUGGAAGCUGGCGUGCCGGCAGCUGUUCGCCUGCCUGGGCCUGACCAGCAAGGCCUGCUCGCUGGGCCGGCUCACGGACGGCAACGCGCUCCUGGCCUCCUGUGACUACAGGCCCAUGAUUGAGCCCUACCGCGCCGCGGCCGGCAAGGCCGCGGGCACGCUGGCUAUCGCCAGCGGCAUGCUGGUGGUGUGCGCGCUGGUGAUGCCGGUGGUGCCGGACCUGUAUGUGGCACUUGUGGGGCUCGGACUCUUCGUGUUUACGAUCUUCCAGACCGCGUGCUCGCCGCUUCCCACCACAGCCUUUAUGGGGCUGUUGUGCGUAACAGCGGUGCUGGGACCGGCGCCGGGCGGAGGCCCGCGGCGCGGCGACGGCGCCGCUGGUGCGGCGGGCGCACAGGCGCCGGCGUCGGCGCCGGCGGGGAAGUCGUUUGGGCCCACUGUGGCGGGUCCUGUGGCGGGUAGCGGCGGCGCCAAGGCCGGCGGCGGCACGCCGGGCAAAGGAGCCAAGGCGUCGCCCAAGAAGAGGAAGUAGGCCGGCUGUGAACUGCUCGCUGCGUGUGAGGCGUGAAGUGGUGAGGUGGUGAGGUGUGAGGUGUGAGGUGAUGAGGUGAUGAGGUGAUGAGCAUGACGGGGAUGGGUUGGAGGUGGUUGACGUGCGGUGAAAAACGGAGGCGGGCGGGAUACCGAUAUAGCGGGUGCAGCCUUGGGCUUGAGGAAUGAUAAGACUGGGUGUGAUGGCACGGUGUGAUGGGGUGAUGAGGGUGACUGGGACGGGCGACUGGGGUAGGUCGCAUUUGUGUAGCAGGUGCUGCGGGAGCUAUUGAGUGUUGUACGUACAAGAAGAUGUGUGUCCUGACGUCUUCUUGUAUAUGGACCAGCAACGGCUCGUGUUUGUACGCGCGUGUCACCUAGUGAAUCUGCUGAAUCCGACUAUUACCCUCGAGCUCUGCAGUGAGUAGGUGAGCUCUACAGCCCAUCCCCUGCCGGGUUCACACGUCACUCCCAUGACAACCACACCUGGUGGAAUCUGUAACACUGGCUGCAA
Chlamydomonas reinhardtii is the source of this 1404-nucleotide messenger RNA. RefSeq lists its product as uncharacterized. The record is from RefSeq and is a predicted model, not a curated record. Bases 193 to 891 code for a protein of 232 amino acids. The transcript is spliced from 3 exons. NCBI's taxonomy places the organism in Eukaryota, Viridiplantae, Chlorophyta, Chlorophyceae, Chlamydomonadales, Chlamydomonadaceae.